This is a messenger RNA of Electrophorus electricus (electric eel), 781 nucleotides long. It is a transcript of the gene pllp, whose product is annotated as plasmolipin. Gene Ontology annotation, biological process: myelination. Gene Ontology annotation, molecular function: structural constituent of myelin sheath. Gene Ontology annotation, cellular component: membrane. The record is from RefSeq and is a predicted model, not a curated record. Lineage: Eukaryota; Metazoa; Chordata; Actinopteri; Gymnotiformes; Gymnotidae.
AUAAGAGAGCUGUCCACUUGGAUAGAAUUACUAGGAAGUGUUAACACCUGCACUGUCUGGGACUGUUCUUGGUUUAGUUGCUCCUUUUAUAAUCUUAGUAACACUACUUUUUUUUACAAAAUCUGUAUUUGGAAUAGAGAUGGCGGAUUUUCCUGGGAAAGUUAACACUGAGACAAGCUCACCCCAGCCUCAGACAGGAUUAAGGCAGCACAUGAACAUAUCCAUGGACUUCGUCUUCGUCAAGACCAUUCCUGGAAUUCUCAUGUUGGUGGAGAUUGUUACAGGCAUGCUGGUAUGGGCACUUAUCUCCAGUGCUGCCUACCAGCUGGUCCCUGCCUUUGGUUGGGUGUUGUUUGUGAGUGUGACGCUCUGGAUUCUCACCAUCGUCCUCUUCGUCAUAUUGUUUUUGGGUGUCUAUCAAAAUGUAAGCUUUGUGCCUUGGGCUCUUGCGCUGAUGGUAUUCUACACUGCAGCAACCAUCUUGUAUCUGACUGCCUUUCUAGCCAAUGCAUUUUCUGUUCCUGUAUACAUGUUUGGUUAUAAUUUUGACCGUAUGGUAGCUGCUGCGUUUUUUGGCAUUGUGGUCACACUGACUUAUGGUGCCAGUGCCUUCUUUGCCUACACGGACUGGAGAGGUGAUGGGGGAAAUGCAGCCACUAGCACUGUACCUGUGUAGGAACAUCCUCCAUCCAGACUUAAGUAUGACAUGGAAGAGACCCGGAUGGCAGUGUUUCUUGAAAACCUUCCUUCGGUAUCGAUAAUAGCUGCCCAACCCCCUCCC